This is a messenger RNA of Vespula pensylvanica (western yellowjacket), 620 nucleotides long. RefSeq lists its product as uncharacterized. The coding region runs from base 131 to 583 and encodes 150 amino acids. NCBI's taxonomy places the organism in Eukaryota, Metazoa, Arthropoda, Insecta, Hymenoptera, Vespidae. The transcript has 4 exons. The record is from RefSeq and is a predicted model, not a curated record. Gene Ontology annotation, cellular component: extracellular region. Gene Ontology annotation, molecular function: chitin binding.
CAACCGAGAAGCAUCAGUGCUUCGAUCGAGUGUCCGUUCUCACCGAUUUAGAUUCGACGAGUCCAAAACUCUAAAGAAAUCUGUCGGAGGCGAUAACAUUGUGACAAUUUUGUUCGAUUCGCUUUUAAAUAUGGCCAAGGGUGGUCUUUUAAUACUGAAUAUUACAUGUUUUUUUUUAGGUACAACAAUGGGUUUACCAACUUUUGGACAUGUCGAACGCAAUCGUUUAGAAACCUACGAAGAUCUCUCGGAUCAAUCGAUCGAUCUAAAUCUCUUCAGCAAUUUGACUUUUCAAUUUUCUUGCGAGAACAAACCGAUUGGUCUUUACGCUGAUGUCGACUACGAUUGUCGGAUUUUUCACGCUUGCGACGAAGAUGGAAAAGGCUUUCCAAUGAUUUGUCCGAAUAAUACGGUCUUCGAUCAAAGACAACGAGUUUGCAGCGACAUUGUAAACGACUGCGAACACGCUCAGGAAUGGUACUAUAUCAACGAAUUACCUUAUUCCGAUGAAUUAACAGAUUAUAACAAAGUAGAAUCGAUCGAGGACAAUAUACCCACGGUCGUGCCACUUGCUGCAGCUUAAAAUCAAAUUAUUGUAUUAUUCAUAAACAGUUUAUUAA